Molecule: messenger RNA, 1413 nt
Organism: Tinamus guttatus (white-throated tinamou)
Lineage: Eukaryota; Metazoa; Chordata; Aves; Tinamiformes; Tinamidae
Source: RefSeq, a predicted model, not a curated record
AUGCUUAAGCCACCCCCGCUCUGUCCCCAGGCGCUGGCCCUGCACGGGCCCCAGCUCCUGCCCGGAGACGAGAUCGUGCAGGUCAACGAGCAGGUCGUGGUGGGCUGGACCCCGGCCAACCUGGCAAAGAAGCUGCGGGAGCAGCCGAGCGGGGCCACGUUGGUGCUGAAGAAGAUCCCGCUGAGCCCCCCUGGCUCCCCCGAGCCGCUGGGAGCGGGACUGGAGCCGGAGGGUCCCGUCGGCACCCGGAGCGACGAGUGUCCCGGCAGCCCCACAUCGCUGAGCUCCAGCGCAGCUGCCGACUGGGAAUCGGGGCCUGACUCGGCGCUGGAUCCCACCACCGACGAGGAGGACGAGAGGGACUCCAGCCCGCCCGGCUCGGAGGCCGGGGAGCUCCUGCAGGGACUGCUCCGGGACGGAGUGGCGCCCCGGCUGAGCCGCCGGCGGGUCUCGUGCCGGGACCUGGGCCGGGUGGACUGCGAUGGCUGGCUCCUGAAGAAGAAGGACCACGUAGCCUUCAUGGCGCAGAAGUGGAAGCGCUGCUGGUUCGUGCUGAAAGGCCACACGCUCUACUGGUACAACCACCCCAACGAUGACAAGGCCGCGGGUCUCAUCAACGUGGCCACCUACGAUCUGGAGAGCACGCGGGAGCAGAAGAAGAAAUAUGUUUUCCAGCUCUCACACGAGACCUACAAGCCCUUCAUUUUCGCCGCAGAAACGCUGGCUGAUUUGAGCAUGUGGGUCAGUCUCUUGAUCACAGCCAAAAUGAACUACACGCUGGCCCAGAAGCCGGUCCCGCAGAGGGAGGAAGACUGCUACAGCGAGACGGAAGCCGAGGACCCGGACGAAGACUCUCCCAGACAGGGCUGUGACGCCCCCAAGAGGAGGCUGCAAAGCGCCCCGGAGAAAGCGCAGCUCUUCGCGGCCGGCAGCGAGCCCAGCAGCGCGGCCAGCAGCCCCCAGGGCAGCCCCCGGCCCUGCUCACCCAUGGACCCCUCUGGGGAGGACCUGGAGAGCCUGAUGCAGUGCCUGAAGCAGGGCGGGGUGUCCCUCAUUGGGAGGCAGCGGUUCCUGACCGAGGAGCAGUGCCGCAAGUCGUUCAUCAAGCGCAACAAGAACCCCCUCAUCAACGAGAAGGUGCAUCUGGUGCGGGCCCUGCAGAGCACACUCAAGGCCAAGCUGACAGAGCUGCAGGUCCUGGAGCAGCUUCUUGGCGACGACGCGCUCACCUCGGAGAAGUUCGCGAGCUGGAAGGAAGAGCACCAGGAGCUCUACCAGGAGCUGCGCGAGUCGUGGCUGCGGCCGCAGGGCCAGGACGUGGCCGGGGGGGCCCCCGGCCCUUGGGCUCCCCCGUCCUUCAGCGCCCCCGCCAAGUUCCUCUCCUCCCCCUCAGGGUCGCUGUCCCUGAGGUAA